GCCGGCUCAAGGCCGGAGGGGCCCCCGAAGUCAGGUGAUCAGGUCACAUGAUCAGACAGACGGUGUGGCGGCGGGUGAUUUGUAAUUACCCAGCAUCUUGAUGUUAACGAUAAACGUGGAUGGACUUCUCACCAGAUACUUUGGAUGUGGAGACAAAUUUUGUUUCUUUGCACUUGAAUUUUCUUGACCGAAGUUAUCUAACUUUAUAAUUCAAGUGCUUGAACUACAGAGUUAUCAAACCAAAGAUUAAAUUCAUUACAAUACAAACCUUGAUUAAAUAUGAUCACUUCAGUUGACAAAAUGAAUUCCUUCCACAAAGUGGACAGUCCAGAAAACAUUUUUGACAUGAACUAUUCUUCUUGGAAUGUACGUUGCACUGUGAUUGCUGCUGGUUUUCUAUUCUAUUUCACAAUACUCAUUCUUUCACAUGGGUUAUGCAUUGUAUUGUCUGCUACCUACUAUUCUCUGCCAGCAAAAGAGAAGGUCUUCUGGAAUCUUGCUGUCACUCGUGGGGUUUUUGGAAUUCAGAGCAUGGUUGCCGGUCUUUGGGCUCUCCUUAAAGAUUCAGAAUUGCACGCUGACAAGAUUUUAGGUCAACGGAACUGGUGUUGGUUCAAUAUCUUAACAGCAAUUGGCUUCUUUAUGUUGGAAAACGCAGCUCUUCAUGGGUCCAAUGUGGUUUUCAAAACGUUUGAUAUGGCUUUGGCUGUCCACCACUUUUUUGCCAUUUCUGGUUUUGCCACCAAUUUGAUAUGGGACAAUAUAGGUCAUUAUUUGCCCAUGAUGAUAUUAUUGUUGGAAAUGAGCACUCCAUUCACUUGCAUUUCUUGGAUCUUGCUGAAGGCUGGUUUUGCACAUAUUCCUCUCUGGAAAUUAAACCAAUGGCUCAUGAUUCACCUCUUCCACUGUCGUAUGAUCCUUACCUAUCACAUAUGGUGGGUGUGCUGGCAGAAUUUUGAAAUAAUAAAACUACACGUACCAGUCCCACAGGCAGUGCUGUUCUUUUCUGGACUUUUCCUCCUGACCUUCAUAAUCAAUCCUCAUUGGACACGUAAGAAAACAAUGCAGCUUUUUAACCCAGUUGACUGGAACUUUGUGAAAGAGAAGGAGACUAGCGAGAGGGCGAAUGGCGAAGCGAAGAAGGUUUUGAAGAAAACAACGUGACUUGAAAUAUGAGACUGUAAUUUGGGGGCAUAAGUUAAACUGCAAAAUAAUGUUCUUAAUGUGCUAAAAUGUACAAGUCUAUGCCGUGAUGCUAAUAUUUAUGCCUCUGGCUUUCGAGUCUGACAUCUAACAUGGCUGUAUGUAUUAAUUAUCUCAGCACAAAUGGAUCUUUUUAUACAAGCAAGAAUUAUGCGAUAAGUGUCUUUCAAACUGAAUGCAGACAGGUCAAAAAAAGGAUCUGGGCAAACAAAGUUCAGACAUUGGCUUCAGCAACAACAUGAAUAAUUACUUGCCGAAAUUGGAGCACUUGCCUGACAUCACACUCUUGAGAUUUUAGUUUACAAUAAAAGAGUAGUGUCAAAGUAAGUUAAGUCUUUAAGAAAGUCCAAUAUGUUUUAGAGAAAAACUAUUUGUAAAAUAGUAAUAAAUCUCCAUAACUAAAAAAAUAAGUAGCGAAAUAAUUCCAAAGCAUUUGUGGUAAAUAGUUACUUUAUUUUGCCACCUGAACUUGUUUGGAUUCCUUGCUGUUUAUUUUCUACAUGAGAAAGUUGAUGUAAUAUGAUGUAUUUACACCACCUAUGUAUUGUACCAACUUCACAAGGAUGGAAUCAACCAAAUUCUGCUGUUACCAUGUGAUAAUACUACAGAGUGUCAUAAUUACAUCACAGAAUCCCUACAGUGUAGGAGGACACUGACCCUUCCAACAGCUCCCCACCACAUCCCACAACCCCACAUUUACCACGGCUAAUCCAACCAACUUGCACAUCUCUGAACACACUGGACAAUUUCAGUAUGGCCAAUCCACCUAACCUGCACAUCUUUGGUCUUGCUUUUGAAUUUCAGUAUUUUAUUGCCUAGAUGCCACUGUGGAUCAAUGAAACCUAUAUUUUACAUUGUUACCACCACUUGCUUAGUUGGUUAGCACUGAUUCCUCAGAAUGCUCUGGGUUCACGUUUCACUCCAGAACUUGAGCCUAAACGCAAGGCUUGACAGUUCAGUGCAGUAAUGAAGAACUGCUGCACUGUUUGAGGUCUCCUUUUACAAAUGAGAUGUGAAACAGAUACUCCAUCUAUCCAGUCUAGAUCCUAUGCCAUUAUUUUGUCAAAGAACUAGGCCUAGUUGUCCACCGUGUCCUGGUUAGAACAUAUUCCUCAAAAACGAUGGCAGAGAACAGGUUGUCUGCUCAAUAUCAAAGUGCUGUAUGUGCGAUCUUGUGUUCAAAUCGACGUCUGUACACCCAGUAUUAUUGCAGUGACUGCACUUCAUGUAAAGCAGGGCUGGAUGCCAUUAAGGUUGUCUUUUUUUAAUUGACAUAGACUCCCUACUGUGUGGAAACAGGCCAUUUAGCCUAACAGGUCCACACUGACCCAUUCCCCUCCCUAUCCCUGCGUUUCCCAUGACUAACCCACCUAGCCUGCACAUCCCUAAACACUACGGGCAAUUUAGCUUGGCUAGUCCACCUAACUUGCAUGUCUUGGAUUGUGGGAGGAAAUGGGAGCACCCAGCAGAAACCCACGCAGACACGGUGAGAAUGUACAAAGUCCGCACAGACGGUCGCCCGAGGGUGGAACCGAACCCAAAUCCCUGGCACUGAGAGGCAGCAGUGCUAACCAUAGAGCCACCAUGCUCCCCCAAAUUAAUGCAGGAGUUGGUCUAUAACUUAGUAACUUCAGACAGCUGUUAAAUUUCUGGGUUUCAGCAAAUGAUUGUCUUUGUGCUGCAUUGAUUCAUUUGAAAUGCAUUUUUAUGUAUUUUUAGCUGGAAGAUCCACCAAGGUUUGACAAUGGAAUGCAAUUCAAUAAACAAAGACCACUUAUUGUUGACAUUUUGUUUUGGAGUUGAUAUCCUCAUCUCUCCACAUGUUAUAUAUACUGGCUUUGCCUGUUUCCAAACAAUAAUUUGGCUGUGCUUAGGCUUGCAUCUUUAAUUUGACUUGUGUCUACUAUGGAAACUUUGAUUUGGGAAAAGUGGACUGUAGUGGUGCAAGAAUGUGGCUCACCACCUUCUUAAGGGCAGUUAGACUUGAGCAACAAUUGCUGGCCUUGAAAGAAGGAAAAUAAAAUAGAUCCAGGAUCUUGUGAUUUGCAAGCUCUGUAGAUUAUAACUCUGCGUUUUUCCACUUUUGAUGCUGUUGGAUCUGUCACUUCAGAGAAACAUCACAAUUUGUAUUUCAACAAUGUGUGUAAUCUAUAGCAUUUUGCACAGUGGUCUGAAGUGUUUUUGUGAUAGUGAGUUGCUUAUUUAGCUUUGUCCUUUUUAAAGGUACUUGUCUGAAUAAGUAGUCUUUGUUAAUUGUAAUUUUUUUUUAAAUUGUAGACCAGUGAGCCUAACAUAUGUAGUGGGGAAAAUUUUCGAGUCCAUUGUCAAGGAUCUUAUACCAGAGUUUUUAGAAAGCAAUGGCAGGAUUAGACAGAUUCAGCAUAGAUUAUGAAGGGGUUAUUGACAAUAUAUAUUAAUGAUUUGGAUUAGGGAACAAAAUGUAACAUCUCCAAGUUUGCAGAUGAUACAAUGUUGGGUGAACUAUGAUGAGGAUGCAGAUAUACUUCAGCACGAUCUGGACAGGUUGGGUGAGUGGGCAAAUCAAUGGCAGAUACAGUAUAAUUUGGGUAAAUGUGAGGUUAUUCACUUCAGAAGAAAGAACAAGAA
Molecule: messenger RNA, 3810 nt
Organism: Rhincodon typus (whale shark)
Lineage: Eukaryota; Metazoa; Chordata; Chondrichthyes; Orectolobiformes; Rhincodontidae
Gene: cln8
Product: CLN8 transmembrane ER and ERGIC protein
Exons: 3
Coding region: 280-1164 (294 amino acids)
Biological process (GO): lipid homeostasis
Cellular component (GO): endoplasmic reticulum; membrane
Source: RefSeq, a predicted model, not a curated record